This is a messenger RNA of Brassica napus (rape), 489 nucleotides long. Its product is annotated as omega-hydroxypalmitate O-feruloyl transferase-like. Bases 1 to 489 code for a protein of 162 amino acids. NCBI's taxonomy places the organism in Eukaryota, Viridiplantae, Streptophyta, Magnoliopsida, Brassicales, Brassicaceae. Gene Ontology annotation, molecular function: acyltransferase activity, transferring groups other than amino-acyl groups. The transcript is spliced from 2 exons. The record is from RefSeq and is a predicted model, not a curated record.
AUGGGGAUCACCCGCGUGCUCCACCCCGCGUCAAGAUGCUACCACGCCUCCAAUUCCAACGUGCUGUGUAAAUAUGCAACAUGUCAAGAUUUCAACAUCUUCAAGCUAUCCUCUCAACAAAUCUCGAGGCUCAAAGAGAAGGCCUCGGAGAGUGUUAGUAGUGUUUGUGUUCGUGUGACGGGCUUCAACGUCGUUACCGUUUUGGUUUGGAGGUGCAAGGCACUCUCUUUAGUAGAAGAAGAAGAGGUGGAUGAUCUUGAAAAAGAAUCAACCAUUCUUUACGCGGUGGACAUCAGAGGGAGGCUGGAUCCUCAGCUUCCCUCUUCGUACACGGGAAACGCGGUUUUAACGGCGUACGGAAAGGCGAAACGAAAGGCAUUGCUCGAAGAACUGUUUGGGACGAUCGUGGAAAUGGUAGGAGAACGUGCGAAUCGGAUAACGGAUGAGUAUGCCAGAUCCGCUAUAGAUUGGGGAGAGAUGACGGGAUGA